Messenger RNA from Penaeus monodon (black tiger shrimp), 5555 nucleotides. RefSeq names its product protein-serine O-palmitoleoyltransferase porcupine-like (gene por). Gene Ontology annotation, biological process: Wnt protein secretion; protein palmitoylation; canonical Wnt signaling pathway. Gene Ontology annotation, molecular function: palmitoleoyltransferase activity; Wnt-protein binding. The record is from RefSeq and is a predicted model, not a curated record. NCBI's taxonomy places the organism in Eukaryota, Metazoa, Arthropoda, Malacostraca, Decapoda, Penaeidae. The transcript has 9 exons. Gene Ontology annotation, cellular component: membrane; endoplasmic reticulum. The coding region runs from base 375 to 1796 and encodes 473 amino acids.
AAAUGACGGCAAGUGAAGUCGGGGAAGCGCGAGAAAAGUGUAUAGGAGGAGAAAAGAGAGAGAGAAAGAGAAAAAAAUAAGAUAAUAAGGGCAUAACCACCGAGCAAGUAAAUGAUAAAGGGUGUGCCGAUGAUAAAGGACAGAAGGCAGAGAGGAACAGAAUGAAAGACGAGUUUACACGAAGAGAAGAGGAGGAAUCGAGAGAGUAUCGUGGCAUGGGCGGCCUCCAGGUCUCAAACACGUACCUUUAACACCCCGCCCAACGCCCCCUCCCACGCCCACCUCCAGAGGCUGACACGCCCACCGCCACGCCCACGUUGGAUCUGAGAGUGGAAGGAGACACUUGGAAUAAAGAAAUCACAGUAAUUUAGAAGAUGGAUGAUUUUAUGUAUGGGGACUAUGACUACGACCCAAAUGCAGAGGACGUCGAAUACCUGGAUUAUUAUGAUGAUGAAAUAUAUGAGAUCCCGGAAGAUGAGCCGUGGGAGGAUGACGACGACCUGGAGUCUCAGUUCACAAUCUCCGAGCUGUAUGAGUACUGCGUGGUGCCAACAGUCACAGACUCUGCACGGCACCUUUAUAAUAUACUGAUGUGGUCGUUGAUAUUCUCAAUCAGUACGAGAUUUGUGCGAGUUCCUGCAUGUCUUGUGCACCUGAUGUCUGCUGCAUGUGGCUGUGUGGUGGCCUGGCAGCUGUUUGGCCAACGCACUGUCUACAUGGCCACUCUGACAGCUGUCGGAGGGCUGUCCCUUCUCACCUCGAAUGCACUAGUGAAAGCCCGCCGUGGACCUUGGACUUGUGUGGCAUGUGUGGUUGUCAUGACCGUGUGCGAGUUAUGGUGGGCAGAUCCAGUUGACUGGCAUAGCAUACGAGGUGCUCAGAUGAUCAUCCUAAUGAAGGUGGUAUCAGUAGGGUAUGAUCUUGAUGCUCACACUCUCACUGCCUGCCCAGGUCUUGCCGAGCUCCUUGGGUACAUCCUAAAUCCGGGUUCAAUUAUCUUUGGUCCAUGGGUUUCCUUUAAGACCUAUAUGAAGGUUCUUGAGCCGGCAUCUUGGAAAACAUGGCCAAUAUUGAGGAUCCUACAGAGCUUGGCAGCCAGUCUUUUAUUUUUGAUAAAAUCCACAUGUAUUAUAUCAUGGAUUUUAGCAGACCCAGGGAACAAAUGGAUGCUGGCUUACAGAGAUGCCCUCGCAUUUCGAACAAGCCAUUAUUUCGUUUCUUACAUGAGUGAGGUUUCUGCAUUAUUAGCUGGCCUAGAAAUAGCUGGAGUUGCUAAUCCAGGAUCAAUUGAGGUUCCACGUUCUCUUGGGGAGGUUGUGGUAUUCUGGAAUAUGCCCAUGCAUCACUGGCUAAAAACAUAUGUCUUUAAACCAGUCCGAGGGCAGCUGGGAGUGUUUUGGGCACUUUUAUUCACCUACAGCAUGUCGGCACUUUUCCAUGGUCUUAACUUUCAACUGGCAGCUGUACUUUUAUCCUUGGGCUUCUAUACUUAUGUUGAGCAUUCACUCAGAUAUAAGCUAUCAAGCGCCUUUGAUGCCUGCAUAUUAGCUAGACCCUGCCCAGAGAGUUGUGAACAUACACAAAAAGGAUGGUCAGUCUUCACAAUCUGUACUAAUCUGGCAUUUGGACUAUUGGCAAUGUUUCACCUGGCAUACCUUGGCAUCAUGUUUGACUCUUCGCCCCAACAACAAGAAUCAGGAUACAGCAUGAAGCAUACUCUAACUAAAUGGUCUAUUUUAGAUUAUGCUAGUCAUUGGGUUGUCUUAGUCUGUUAUAUUGUUAAUGCUGUCAUUUAAGAUUUGUUUUUAUUGAUAAGCCAUUUAUAAAUUUAGAUUUCUAGGGCAUUACGAUUGUAUAAUAAUUUUUAUAUUAAAAUGUAGCUGGUGUGAAUUUAGUUUUUUUAGGGAAGAAUAGAAACUUAGACAUUUUUUCUUACAAUAUGGAAGUCCAAAGUGUUGGUUUAAUAUGUACAUAUGUACCAUAAAAUAGUAUUUAGAGAGGAGGGGUUUGGGCACUGCUCUGGAUAGCAAUAUUUUAAGUUAAACUGCAAAUGUUUGCAACUUGUUAUUUGCAACAGUUUUACACCAAAUUGAAGUUAGAAUAUAUCUGAUAAUAUAUCUUUGUGUAUAGUUUUGUAUUUUGAUUGAACUGUGAAUAGAAAUAAUACCUUGUCUUGGACUUGAAAUAUUCCAUUGAUUGUUUGUCCCAGUGCUAUAUCCGUGGACAAGCUGACUGAUUGCUCAUCUUUCAAGAAGACGGUCGUAAAGUUAUCCUUUGUUUGGCUGCUAUUGUGUUUGAAUUGGCAUUGUGCACUUGAAUUAAUGCAAAAAUUCUAAUUAUGCUUAUGCAGUAUCCAAGCUGUUGAUUUUGUCUGAAAGAGGUGCCCAUGUUCAAUUCAAACCGUGUUUUUAAUACAUUUCAUAGUUUAGACUGACUAUUUGUUAUGUUAAUUCAUUCUUUUGAGCCAUUUUGUAUUACAUUUGUUUUAGUAGACUUGAUAUUAUUUUAGAUCAUAACUAAUCUAUCUAGCAUUCAACAGUGAUCUAAUCACAGUCUGAUUGCAAACUUAAAAUCAUUUUGUGCAAUUGCAUAAGUUUUUGGGUAGUGAUUGCAUAAUAAGUUUGUGGGUAGCUCUUCCCAUUGUUAUAGUUGUUCACAACUCAAGUUUCUACAUGACUCUGGGAAAAAGAGUUUAAGUGAACCUGGAUGAUGAAAAUAUUUGUAAACAUGAUGUUUUAUUUUUCUGCCUGUCUCCGUCUAAUUUGUUUUAAGUUUGUUUUUGAUUUGGUAAUGUUGGUUAUUGUGCUAAAUUCCUAUUGUUUAUAUAAUCACUUUCUGUUGAAUGUUUGAAUUAAAUAUUGUCUUAUAGUUUACGUGCAUAGAAGUUGUCAAUUAAAACAAAAUUAUAUGAAAACAAAGUAUGAGGACACAAGAUUGUAAUAAUGCAAGCAUAUGGGUCACAGCUGUUGGGUUUUCUUUACUGUAUGUUCAUGUUGUUGAACGUAAGGUGAGCUAAUCACAACAUGGUGAUAUCCUGCAGCUUUUGGACUGAUUGUUCCUUCUAGGAGCCUCCAACUUUCAAUAAUUGUAAUUCAUUGCUCGCAGUCAGUGGCAUCAGCAAUUUGAAAAUGAUUAAGCUUGGCAUCUAAAAUCUGCUGAUAAGAAAUGAAACUGAAUAUUUGGCUAUGAAAUAAUGUUUUAUAUUAAUCACUUUUUUAUGUAGUAAUAUAUUUAAGAUGACUGUAACAAGCACCAUGAGUUCACUUACAGUUGCUUCCAUGUUUGUAAAGAAAUGGAGUGGUGGAGCUGAAUCAGAUGAUUAUUCUUUUUGCUCUUGGACCAGCAGGUUGGUAAAAAUGUGCAAUUAUUCACUGAGUCGCCAGUGCAUUCACCCCAAAAUGAGACAAUCUCCCUCCAUCCCCUACUGUGCACCCCAUGGAUGUAGUUUUCAUACACUUCCAGACUAAGCUAAUUAUAAUGCAGCAAGAGUUUCACAGCAUGCUGUUUGAAUACAUGAUCUUUUACAAAAAUCUCACAAUAAAUAUAAAGACGUCAAGUGACGCAUAGCUUCAACUACAGCUCUUGUAUGUUGCCACUGCCUGUGUGCUAGGAAUAGUUGGGGUUCUAAUCACUUGCUGAACCAGAGAUGCAUGAAACCCAAACCACAUGAUCAAUCCUUGGGUGCAUUAGGCCACUGAGUCCUUGAGCAUGUAGCAGCACGACCCCGCAACCUGAAGUUCAGCAUAGUUUCUCAGGUUGAGUCAUAUUAGGUCCACAGCCAUGUCCACGCUCAUUAGACAGUGGGGUCCCCUUGUUCCCUGCAUGCUUACGCAGUGCUCGUGUAUUUAAGCCACAGAAUCCGGAACUGAGAUCAGCAUUCCCUGAUCCACCAGUAUAGUAGAUGAUGGUUGGGCAUCUACUAAUUUGGACUGGUGUCUUAUCUCUUUGGGGAGUGUUUGUUGUGGGUGUGAGUGCCCACAGGUAUGGCAGAAGAUGAAGUGAGAGAUCAACGGGGGAGCCAGCAGGCCCCCCAAUCGGCUAAGGACUGGGCAGUCCUCAUGUUGCUGCUGCUGCUGUCGUGUUCUGCAGGAUGAUCGGGGAAUGCUAAUCUUGGUUCUGGAUUCUGUGGCUUAAGUACACGAGUGCUGUGUAAGCGUGCAGGAAACGAGAGGAACCCACUGUCCAAUGAGUGCGGACAUGGCUGUGGACCUGAUGUGACCCAACCUGAGAAACUAUGCUGAACUUCAGAUUGAGGGGUCGUGCUGGGAGUACACCAGUCCAAAAUAGGAGAUGCCCGACCAUCAUCUACUAUACUAGCGACCCACGGCGUGAUACGGUAUGAUAUUUCGCUCGCUCACUUCACUCAAUCUCUGGAGGGGGAGUACCUGUAGCAGCACGACCCUGCAACCUGCAGUUCAGCAUAUUUUCUCAGGUUGGGGCACAUUAGGUCCACCAUACCUGUGGGCACUCAAACCCACAACAAACACUCCCCAAAGAGAUAAGACACCAGUCCAAAAUAGUAGAUGCCUAACCAUCAUCUACUAUAGGCACAUAAAGGGUUUAAAUUCAACACAGGCUGUAUCAGGCUAUAUUCAGGCUGUUUGAAUACAUUUGUUAUGAGAGUCUGGGAAAUCUGGUUGUGUCAUCCUUUAGGGCAGGGUUCUAAACCUGGGGUCAAUGGAUGGGUUUCAGGGAUCCGAGAGGAUCAUAUAAAAUUAACUUUUAUACUAGUGUUUUUUUGUUUUGUUUUUUAAUAUUGUUUAUUGUAAAGUUUAAUAGUACUUUGUGUAUUUCAUAUAUGUAUGAGACAAUCAAAUCUUAAUAAAUAAUGUACAUUAUACACAAAGUUGUGUUAAUGUGCAUAUUUCUAGAGUGGGGGGUCCAUAGCUUUCAUCAGAUUCAUAAAGGGGUCUAUGACUCUAAAAAGAUUGAGAACCACUGCUUAAUGAUUAAUGGUGAGGAGAGAAAUAUCAUUACUUCCAGGAAGUAGCUAAAGUAAACUUUUUGGAGUGCUAAGUGGAGGAAAUAUAUUUUGUGUUAAACAGGGGGACCAGGUAUUGUUUGAAAUGCAUGCCAGCAUUUCUGAGGAAACUGAUAUAUAUUUUUUUCUUUUUUGAAUAUUUGUAUAUUUAUAAGUACAUUGCAUUUUUACCAUGAAUCAUAAAAUAUGUGAUACUUUUUUUUCCUUUCAUUGAUACAAUUAUCAGGAUUAUGGCACCAUGACAUCUCAUGUAAAGAUGUACAUAGAGAUUCAGUGUUAGUAGAUAUUUGUGCUUUAUAUAUUUUUAUAUCAAACAUAAAAAAAGGAUUAUGCCUUCCAAAACCAAGAAUCUUUUAUUAACCAUAAUAUAUGAAAUAAUGAAAAAAUUAUUUACUGCCAGACUCAAGGACAACAAGUGACCUGAGUCUUGGAGUCAUUAAGGUGUGGCUUUGAGUGUUAUCCAUUGUCCUAUGCCACAGGAUAAGAGCUUGAACAGUUCCCAUCCAUCUCCAUCAUCACUUACCAGGGAGAUAUGAUGGGAGAAAGAUUGGCUGAAAUAAAGUCUCAUAAUGGC